UUCAUGCGCUUAGUUUCGCGCCGGGUGCCACGACAGUCGCAUCGAGUCGAGUUCGCGCGCGCGUGCGUGCAUUUUUGAAAAAAAAAAAAAAAAAACCGAGAAAACCCAGGAAAAGACUUUACAGCCGCACCUUAUCUGCUCGAUAAGACGAUAGGACAGGCGGAAGGAUGGACUGAGAGGCGAAUUUUGUGACUGAAAGCAGAGUACGUCAGGUACGACGAGUUCGCGCGCCAAAGUUCUACCUCGCAAAGUGUGAGAACGUCCACGUAUCCGGGAUCCUUGUUCUCUCAAAAGACAAAAAGUUCGCGGACAGAGGGAAAAACGGAAGAGAGGAAAGGCAAGAGGUAUCAGCGAAGGUCGCUCGAUCCGAUCAAUCUGCUCGCGCCCCCCUACCUCUCCCUCCACCCAGCCGUUUACUCACUCACUCAUCCGCCCAUCGAGCAAAACUCCACGAACGCUACAAUGUGCUGUGUGUGUGAUGUACGGUGCAGUGUGUUGGUGCUAACUUAGUGAUAACGAUAUCCCCUCCUCCGCCGCGUCUACAUCUGCGGAACCUACAAGCUAGUCGUCCUGUUAUCUCGACCGGGGAUUGCCGCCGGGAGAUAAGGACGGAGGCCAGGCAGUUUCUUUCGCUCAGCAAGUCAGACCAAGAUUACCUAUGAUCCCACUGGGCGUCGCGAGGACGACGGAAAAGGAAGAGAGGCGCUUCUGGCGGUAUUCCUAAUCUUCCUCCCCGACCUGCCGCCCGUACUCUCUCUCUGCACUCCGCUUUCCAUCCCUCUUUCCUCCCUCUUCUCACGCCUCUUCUUCCCGCUGUUGCUCCUCCGUCUGCUCGUUCUUCGACGAGCGAUCGCGACGCACCGAGAAGAUCUCAUUGGACACGAUGGAUAUGAGCAGCGAGUCGAGCACUAGGACGUGGUACGAGUCGCCUAGGUUGGAUGCGCCUUCGGGGGGUACCGGCGUAGCCGGAGUGGUCGGCAACGAUUACAGGGGUUACUACCCUCAUGCCGGACCGACAGCGCAUCACCCCGCAGCGGCCCACUACGCCCACACGAGGAUGUCGAGCAGCGGCGUGUCGAGCGCUCCAGUGAGCCAGGUCUGCCGGCCGCACUUCCACGGCUCAGUACUCCAUCCGUGGCUGUCCAGCAGCAGCGCGGACACCUCGAAGACGCCCUGGGGAUUCCCCGCGACGACGACGACCACGGGCGGCUCUGUGAACGACGAGAAGCCACAGAGUCCCCUGGGAUCCACGCUGCCGCCCACCAGUGGAAGUUUGUCGAGUCACGGUGGCGGCGGCCACCACCUCUUCUCCUUUCCGCCGACACCGCCCAAGGACGCUACGCCCGACAGUAUAACCGCCAGCACGACUUCCAGCACGAACAACAACUCUACGAGCGCCAACAACAACAACAGCGGCAAUCCUCUCUCCGGGUUGAGCGGUGGUACCACCAGUGAGUACCAAGCGGCGGUCGCUCACGCGGCGGUGAUGGGCGCGUUCAUGCAUCACGACGCGCUGGGAGCAUCCGGCGCCAGCUCGUGCGACAUCAAGCCGACGGUGAUGCUCGGCCAUCAUCACGGGGCGCCUUCGCCGCCGCAUCAGCAACACAAUGGCUCCAACAACGGUAGCAACGGUCACGCCGGCACGAACGGCUCGUCCGCCGGCCAGGUGAAACAGCGAGAAGGUAAUAACCAAUCUGGCAAUGUGACGGGCAGCCAACAGGCGAGUGCCACGCAACAGCAGCAACAACAGCAACAGGACGCGUAUCAGAGCAACAACGGGGUGCCGGCCGGCGGCGGCGGUGGUGGCGGUGGUGGUGGCGGCGGCGGCGGCGGCGGCGGUGGUGGUGGCGGCAGUGGCAGUGGCGGCGGUGGCGGCGGCGGCGGCGGCGCGGCCUCGCCCUGUAGAGACAGUUACGCGGCCGCGACCGCGGCUGCCGUCGCAGCGGCGGCGGCCAACAGCCACCAUGCCACUUCCGGCUCGCAGUACGACCCGGCCGCGAGCGCGUACAAUAUGUACCAGCACCUGCAGUAUCCCACCACCCACCAUCACCAUCAUCAUCAUCACGGCGCCACCUCGUCUACCGCCGCGUCGUCCCACAAUCCGCACAAUGGCAGUUCAGCCGCGGUCGCCGGUAUUUUCGGUCACCAUGCCGGCGGUGCCGGCGCCGGUAACGCAACCGGCGGCUUAACCGGCGGCCUACCCGGCGGCGCCGACUCGAAGCUGCUGGUCGGUCACGCGGCCGCGCACGGGAACACGCCGGGCUCGCCCUCCGCGCAGCAACAGCAGCAGCAAAAGCCGAGGAACAAGUCGAGGACGUCCGCCGAGGGUCGCGAGUGCGUGAAUUGCGGCGCCACGUCGACACCCCUUUGGAGACGAGACGGCACUGGCCACUACCUCUGCAACGCUUGCGGGCUUUAUUACAAGAUGAACGGUCAGAAUCGACCCCUCAUCAAGCCGAAACGACGCCUGUCGCUGCAGAGUGCGGCGAGACGGGCGGGCACCAGCUGCGCCAACUGCAAGACGGCGACCACGACUCUCUGGCGGAGAAACCAGGCCGGCGAGCCAGUCUGCAACGCUUGCGGGCUCUACUACAAGUUGCACAACGUGAACCGACCGCUGACGAUGAAGAAGGAGGGCAUCCAAACGAGAAACAGGAAGCUCUCGUCGAAAAGCAAGAAGAAGAAGGCCGGCGGCUGCCUAGGCCUCGGUGGUGUUAUGGGCGACAUGAUCAAGGCCAGUGGACACCUUGAUCUCGACAACAAGCCCUUCCACUCAGGAUUCGGAUCGCCAAUGGGUACGUCGCAGCAUCAUCACACGAUGCAUCCGGCGAUGCAGCAUUACAUGUAUCACACGGGUGUCGGCGUGGCCGGAGGUCUUCAUCAAGGAUUUGCGCCACCGGCGCCGCCCCCCAUCCACCCGCACUCGCAUUCGCAUUCCCAUUCUCAUCACAUGACGAGUCUUCAGGGUCUGCAGCUGGCGGCUACGACGAACGCAAUGACCGGCUGGCGAUCGGAGUACACAUGAAUCGUGAGUGACUAGCAGCUCAGGACGCAGCCCACCACUGUCUCGUUGUAAUGUAAAAAGAAAGGAAAAAAAACCCAGAAAAAAAAAGAAAAACUAAACACAGAAAGCGCUCCUCUUCUCUUUCUCGCACGCGGGCCUCCUCGAGCCAUGGGGCCACGAUCGAUCACUGACGACACGAAAAUCCCGACACGCGGGAUCCCGGGGACUCACGGUCCCUGUGCACUCACUGACGGCCGUGAGAGCGCCUGUCGGAUCUCUCUCAAGUGAAAGCUCAUGUAAAUAUGUAAAGUUUUAUGUAGGGCCAUCGAGCCCCGGCCCCAAGUACAAAGGAAAAAUCAGCUACUGUAUUGAGUCUUAUAUAUGAUAUAUAGCAUGUAAAUAAAUACAUAGAUACAAGAAUUUAUAUAUUAUGUGCGCGCGUACGAGCGAAUGUACGUCUGUGUGUGAGCGAGUGCAUCGGGGAAGGGUGGAUGCGCGUGUGCUUGUGAUGACCUGAUGUUUUAGGUGACUCCUCGGAGGAUUCUGGGCGAACGAAUUAGAAUGCCGGGAUCGUCGCGCGGGACCAUAAUACGCGUUACGGUCCUCCCGCGCGACGAUCGACGGCGACGGCGACGGUGCGGUGCGGCGUGGCGCCGCGGGGAGAUCCGCCGGAUCGCGCUUCGCGCCCAAAAUCGCUUUCCGAGUGCGAAGAGUCGAAGGCGUGGGAGUGCUGCCGCGAGUGCGCGCGGGGUUCCGGAAUACACGCGCGUUCCAUGCUACGCACGGAAGUCGACGCGGUAUCGUGCAAUUUCGAGAGAGAGAGAAACGUUUAUUGGCGGGCGUUCGUAACUCGGUGCGGGAUCGUUUGGACGUACCCUCAGAGAUCCUCGCCGUCGGUCGGUCGCGCCACGCCGCGCCGCGCCGCGCCGCGCGCUCGCGUGUCGCUUCGCCGUGAGACUUUCCGAGACUCCCCGUCGAAGCCCCGUGUCGUUUCGGCCGCAAUUAAACGGAACGGCAAUUAGCAGUCUCGCAAACGGUAAUUUACGAAGCUCGCUAUAUCCUACGCUGACUCUUUCGAAAGAGAGAACGUCGAAGCGUUCUCUCUUUUCACAGAGCGACCACUACUUUUCACUAUGUAGCAAUCUAGUUCGUUAAAAGGAAAAAAAAAUUGAUGUUUCUCCCUCCGGCGUUUUUUAUUCGAGUAGACACGCGCAGCAAUAAUCGGAGGCACUUCGAUCGCUCGCUCAGUGCCCGUUUUUUGGGGAACAUUGUUUUUAAGGAACACGAUAUAUGGUUACAGCCAAUUGCACGCGGAAUUCAGUAUCUCUUUCCAAAGAAGAGUCGAUCGAGCCACGGCCGAGAAGCACAAUUAAUUUCCCAGGAAUUGAAAUGCCUUUUCACGAUAUCUCGAGGUGAAUUGAACCUCGAUCGCGGAUUAUAAAUACCGGUAGUUUCCGAAAUCGAGCUUUUUCUUUUUUUUUUCUUCUUCUUCUUCUUUCCUUAGAACUUUUGAUUGUACCUUGCCUCUGUCUGUCCACUGUCGGCGUCCAUUGGUCCAGCACCGUUCUGUGUGUCGUACCGGUUAGUGAUAGUUCACAUAAGUGUAAUAAAAGCGCAUAGAAGGUAAAUUCGUAAAUUAUAUACGAGAGGCCUCCGACGAUCGCGAUCGAGCGGGCCGACCCGACGCGUCUCGAUGCGAUCGCCGGAUCGCACGAGCGUUUAGCUUCAUAAUUUAGUCACGGCGGAUACGAAGGAUCCACACACAUACACACACACACACACACACACACACACACACACAUAUGCGCUCACACAUGUACAUUCAGACACGUAUACGUACACCGAACAGCAACAGUCGGCGCAAAAAACACGAGAAACACGCGACUAAAGGCAAGUGUAAAUUUUGUAUCUUCGAAAUUGUGUAUCGUUAUUGUAAUGAUAUAGUAUAUAUAUAAUAUAUUAUAUAUAUUAUAUGUAUAUUAUAUAAUAUAUAUAUAUUAUAUAUAUAUGCAAAUGUGAAGAAAAUAAAAUAUAUGUAUUAUAAAUAUAUAUUGGAUCACGCGGACGGGCGACCGUCGCGCGCAUUAAGUGAUUGUGCAUAAUUAGCAACUAAUUGCGCAUCAUAAACAACCAUGCAUAUAAAUAGUCAACAGGAUAUAAUUGAAGACUCAUCGGCGAGUGAACACGAGAUGUCGCACGAGAGGUGAGACACCGGGUGAUCAUUAGCAUUGUCAUUAUCGCUAUCGGUCAUCAUCGAUCGAUUGUCCAUUGAUUGAUCGCUAACUCGUGAGAGACACGCUCGCUUGGGUUCCGAACACAUUGUGAUUUUUCGAUUUUAGAGGUUUUACCACUCGCGUAUGUUUUUUGCGACUAAUUAGACGUACAUAGGUAAUACGAAGGGUGAGAGGGGAAGAGAGUCGAAAAGGGAAGGGGGAGAGGGGUAGACAGACGACGAUAGAUUCGUGAUUUCGGGAGGAAUCGCGCGGAUACCUUUUCCUCCCGCCGCGACGUAUAAAAAAACGUAGCGAGCAGGGCGGUAAGCCCUACGGGAUUCCACGGGGGGAGGGGGGAUGACGACGAUGGUGGCGGCGAUUUUCCAAAAGACUGAGGGAACGAAAGCAAAAGUCGGUAUCGACGGUCAUUUUCGUGCGAGGUCUUCACGCGUCCAGAUGGGUAAUGAAAAAAAGGGGGCCGUGGAAGAAGGAGAGGAAGGAAGCAUCUAUUAAAUAGUAUUAUUAGGAAGUAGCGUGUAGCCUGUGUAAAAACAAAAAAAAAAUAUAUAUAUAUAUGAUUUUUAAGAGAGGGGUCGAUCGCAUCCGCACAAACGCGCGAACAGGAGGUUAAAAAGGUUUGGCGAAAUUAGGGAUGCGCACCGAGACGACGGGAGAGAGAACCUUGAGGGGAGAAAAGGGGGAAAGAGACGAAAGGGCGGAGCGAUCCUUUCGCACGUGACGGGCGUGCGGCGAGGAUGUUUAUUGGAUGUAAAAAGUGACACAUUGUAAGAUACCAUUGUAAAAAGAGGUUUUAACUUAAAAUAAAUUAAAUGAUAAAUCACGCAUACACACCGACCAAUCUUUAAUCGAA
Molecule: messenger RNA, 6088 nt
Organism: Solenopsis invicta (red fire ant)
Lineage: Eukaryota; Metazoa; Arthropoda; Insecta; Hymenoptera; Formicidae
Product: GATA-binding factor C
Exons: 8
Coding region: 884-3025 (713 amino acids)
Biological process (GO): cell fate commitment; positive regulation of transcription by RNA polymerase II; negative regulation of transcription by RNA polymerase II
Molecular function (GO): DNA-binding transcription factor activity, RNA polymerase II-specific; RNA polymerase II cis-regulatory region sequence-specific DNA binding; zinc ion binding
Source: RefSeq, a predicted model, not a curated record